CAGCGUAUCUUUUUGUAGGAAUCGUGUCUUCGCAUGAGAGAGAGAGAGAGAGAGAGAGAGAGAGAGAGAGAGAGAGAGAGAGAGAGAGAGAGUGUGUGUGUGUGUAUAUGUGUAUGUCUUGAAUCUAAUUUGAUCAAAUUACGACAAAUAAAUCUCAAAUCUUUCAGUUGUUACAGAGAGAGGAUUGCAUAAAAGAUGAGAUUCACAUUUGUGCUUAGUCUUUUACUGUUCUCUGGACUCGUUUUAGGAACAGAAUAUUAUUUGGAUACGUAUGAUAAUAUAGAUGUGGAUGCAAUUAUUAGUAGCGAUCGUCUUUUAAAUCAAUAUGUGAAUUGUAUUCUCGAUAAAGGUCCCUGCACUGCUGAUGGACGCAGUCUUAAAUUAAUCAUUCCGGAGGCGAUAGCUACAAAAUGCGAACAAUGCAGUGACAAACAGAAACAGAUGGCAAGAAAAGUAUGCAAGCAUUUGAAAGAACAUAGACCAAACAUUUGGACAGAGUUUCUCGAAAGAUAUGAUCCUGACAAAGAGUACAUUGCAGCUUACGAACAAUUUUUGGUACAAGAAGCUAAGACGGAAAAUUAAUUUUUACUUCGUUAAUUUGUUAUAUGUAUGUAAUGUAUAAAUAAUUUGCUGUUUUUGGAUAGAUUUAUAUUGUAUGUCGCAUACCUAUACAAAUAAAACGCUACUAGUAAAUACAAUAUACAAUAAAUGUC
This is a messenger RNA of Vollenhovia emeryi, 713 nucleotides long. RefSeq names its product ejaculatory bulb-specific protein 3-like. Lineage: Eukaryota; Metazoa; Arthropoda; Insecta; Hymenoptera; Formicidae. The record is from RefSeq and is a predicted model, not a curated record. The transcript is spliced from 3 exons. Bases 196 to 582 code for a protein of 128 amino acids.